Molecule: messenger RNA, 2171 nt
Organism: Nannospalax galili (Upper Galilee mountains blind mole rat)
Lineage: Eukaryota; Metazoa; Chordata; Mammalia; Rodentia; Spalacidae
Product: zinc finger protein 84
Biological process (GO): regulation of transcription by RNA polymerase II
Molecular function (GO): RNA polymerase II cis-regulatory region sequence-specific DNA binding; DNA-binding transcription factor activity, RNA polymerase II-specific
Source: RefSeq, a predicted model, not a curated record
ACCAGAUCCGCCGGAAGGGCGAGUCGAGACCCGGCGAGGGCAGUGUCAUCCAGUCGCUCCGCGCCCUCUGAGCGUGCAGAAGCCUGGGGCAGCCGUACAGCAUCUCCGCAGCCCAGGCUACCAUUCUCAGGAAUAAAACAGUUCCAUGAGACAAGCAAAGGAGGACUCAAGAAUGAAAAUGUAUUCUUACUUUCCAGACUUUUGGCCAGAGAUUGCUCUCUAGAAUCAAGUCAUAAAGCAGCAGGUUUCCUAAGUGUAGCAGAAGAUGACUGAGUCACAGAUAUCAUUUGAGGAUGUGGCUGUGGACUUCUCAUGGAAGGAGUGGCAGCUGCUUAACCCUUCGCAAAAGAACUUGUAUGGAGAUGUGAUGUUGAAGAACUACAGCUGCUUCAUUUUCCUGGCAUAUCAAAUCAUUAGACAUAAUGCAACAUUCAAGCUGGACCAAGAAAAGCCAUGGUCAAUGAAUGAGGAAAUCUUAAGUCAAAAUAUUUCAGGCCUUGAAGAGUUCCCCGUACGGGCCACCACUUGCCGCAAGCCACGACUCCGUAAAAAAAAAAAUGAGCUAAGUAAAAAAUUACUGCUUUAUCAAAAAUCUGACAGAAUCUAUGGUGAAGUAAAAUACUGUGAUUACAAUGAAUGUAGAGAAAACAGCAACAAAGAAUCACAGCUUGUUACAAAUCACGUAACACAUUCAGGAGUCUAUUUAUGCUUAGAAUGUGGUAAAGGUUUUAACAGAAAUUCACAGCUUAUUGUACACCAGAGAACUCAUACCAGAGAGAAACCUUAUCGAUGCAGUGAAUGUGGGAAAGCCUUUAAACAAAAGUCAUUGCUGACAUUUCACCAAAGUACUCACUCAGGAGAAAGACCAUAUGAAUGUGAAGAAUGUCAGAGGGCAUUCAGUAGGAAAUCAAUGCUCAUUGUACAUCAGAGAACUCAUACAGGAGAGACGCUCUAUCAGUGCAAGGAAUGUGGUAAAGCCUUUUCACAAAAGUCAGUGCUCACUAUUCACCAAAGGACUCACUCAGGAGAAAAACCAUAUGGAUGUGAUAAAUGUCAGAAAGCUUUCAUUAGGAAGUCAUUGCUCACGCUGCACCAGAGAACUCAUACUGGAGUGAAGCCCUAUACUUGCAGUUUAUGUGGAAAAACCUUUAGCAGCAAACCACAGCUAAACAUUCAUGAGAUAAUUCAUAGAAUAGAAAAACCCUACAGCUGCAGUGAUUGUGGGAAAACUUUCUCUCAGAAAUUGAAAGUCAUCAUGCAUCAAAGAAAACACACAGGAGAGAAACCCUAUAAAUGUAUUGAUUGUGAGAAAGCUUUCACUUGGAAGUCAGAAUUUAUUACUCAUCAGAGGUCACAUACAGGGAGGGAACCUUAUGUGUGUAGUGAAUAUAAAAAAGCCUUCAGCAGGAACUCGCUUAUCAGGCAUCAAAGUAUUCACAAAGGAGAGAAACUAUAUGGGUGCAGUGAAUAUGGCAAGGCCUUCAGUAAACCACAACUUAGUAAACAUCGUAUGACCCAUAUGAAAGAGAAAAGCUAUCAAUGCAGUGAUUGUGAAAUCUUUUUUAAGAAGUCAGAGCUAAUAAGACAUCAAAGAUGUCACUUAGGAGAGAAGCCUUACGGAUGUAUUGAAUGUGGAAAAUUAUUCCUUGGAAAAUCACAGCUGCAAAUACAUCACAGAACUCACACUGGGGAGAAACCUUAUGAAUGCAGUGAAUGUAGAAAGGCCUUCUCCCAGAAGUCAAGCCUGAUAGCCCAUCAGAGAACACAUACAGGUGAGAAACCCUACAAAUGCAAUGAAUGUGGGAAAACCUUCAGUCAGAAGCCAAGCCUCAUACAUCACCAGAGGACCCAUACUAGAGAAAAGCCAUUUCAAUGCAGUGAAUGUAGCAAAGCUUUUGCAUGGAAAGCACAGCUCCUUCGGCAUCAGAGAAUUCACAGUGGGGAGAAACCCUAUGAAUGCAGCACAUGUGGGAAAGCAUUUAUUCAAAAGGUGCAACUCAUUAAGCAUCAGAAAAAUCACCCAGAAAGCCAAGACUUAUGCAGUUUGCCUGAGAGUGCCUGAAUUCAACCACUGCAUGGUGCUAAGAAAUGGAAGUAACCUAAGUGUCCCUCAACUGACGAGUGGAUAACAAAAAUGUAAUACAUUUACACAGUGGAGUUCUACUCAGCCA